AUGGAUAAUUCUAUUGAAGUAUAUGUUAAUAAUACUGCAUGGGUACCAGGCCCCACAGAUGACGGUGGCCUUGCUCAACCUGAAGAAGAAGGAAUGAUGAUAAACAUUUCCAUUGGGUAUCACUAUCUUCCUAUUUGCCUGGGGAAAGCACCAGAAUGCUUAAUGCCUGCAACCCAAAAUUGGUUGGUAGAAGUACCUACUGUCAGUGCCAUUAGUAGAUUUACUUAUCACAUGGUAAGUGGAAUGUCACUCAGGCCACAGAUAAAUAAUUUACAGGACCCUUCUUAUCAAAGAUCAUUACAAUGUAGGCCUAAGGGGAAGCCUGGUCCCAAGGAAAUCCCCAAAGAAUCAAAAAGCCCAGAAGUCUUAGUUUGGGAAGAAUGUGUGGCUGAUACUGCAGUGGUACUACAAAACAAUGAAUUCGGAACUAUUAUAGACUGGGCCCCUCGAGGCCAAUUAUAUCAUAAUUGUAUGGGCCAGACUCAAUCGUGUUCACAGGUCCCAUCCAUCUGGCCCAUUAAUAUGGCCUAUGAUAGUGAUUUAACUGAAAGCCUGGACCAGGUUCAUAGAAGGUUAGAAUCACUCUAUCCAUGGAAAUGUAGUGUGUAA
Molecule: messenger RNA, 609 nt
Organism: Symphalangus syndactylus (siamang)
Lineage: Eukaryota; Metazoa; Chordata; Mammalia; Primates; Hylobatidae
Product: endogenous retrovirus group K member 5 Env polyprotein-like
Source: RefSeq, a predicted model, not a curated record